Molecule: messenger RNA, 6874 nt
Organism: Boleophthalmus pectinirostris (great blue-spotted mudskipper)
Lineage: Eukaryota; Metazoa; Chordata; Actinopteri; Gobiiformes; Gobiidae
Gene: tdrd7b
Product: tudor domain containing 7 b
Exons: 20
Coding region: 589-3858 (1089 amino acids)
Biological process (GO): lens morphogenesis in camera-type eye; spermatogenesis; lens fiber cell differentiation
Source: RefSeq, a predicted model, not a curated record
UCUGCAGAGCCAGUACCGAGAGCUGACUGGAGAGUCCCUUCCACACAUGCCGCUCGGACAUGGAACUGUGAGCAGCCUGCUGGACACACUGCCCUCUGUGGUCAGGGCAGAGCGCACCGACACAGGAGAGUAAAUCAAGAAAUGGAGCUGAUAUGGAGAUAUGGAGGUGAUGUCAUACUCCCUUUUUGCAGUCUAUGCUGCUAAUGACUAGGACAUGAUUAAGACUACAGUCAUAGAUAUUUUUUUAUAGUGACAGAUCAAAGUUGCAUUAGUCACUCAUGGUAGCAUGACUGUAGACACACAGUAGACCAGACAUUACAUCACAACAAGAUAAAUAAGAGAAGGUCAGCUUCAGAUCAGGUCAGAGGACAAACUAUAGUAUGUUUUGGCACCAUUCACUGACAUACAUGUGGAUUUCCUAUUUGCAAAUAAUGUUGACUAUGACCCUUCAUCUCAUCAUACAAUAUUGACCUUUCAAAAGAUAACAGCAGUCCUGCAACAACAGUCUGCACUCUUGAAUGGAAGCAAAUGGACAGUGUCAAAAUGAAGUGGAUUAUUGGAUUAUUACAACAUGAAAAGUCUUGGUAAAUGGAAAUAACUCAGGCACAUGUGCUGUACUUUCCCUCUGGAACGGGGCAGAAGGGGGGCAUGGCUAAGGUGGUGGCCCGUCAGCGCAGCUCCAGGAGGACGGGCCGGGCUCACCUGGUCAACACCCACAUGAGAGUCAAGCCCGCCGCUCUCCUGGCACUCAACGCCAAACCCCAGACGUCCCUUCGACAGCCUGGUCAUCGCGGAGGAAGAGGAGGAGGAGGAAGAGGAGGAGGAAGAGGAGGAGGGAGAGGGGGAGGAGGAGGGAGAGGGGGAGGAAGAGGAGGCAGAGCGGGUCAGGGAGACUUCAGAGUGGCCCACACUGGAGAGCUGAGAGAUGGACCUCCAGACGGCAGGCCAGCCCACCAACACACAGCCCACAAGAGAACACACGCGCCUGGGGACAAGUCAGAUAAAAGGAUGACUUUGCCCUCGCGCUUUCACAAAGAAGUGCACACUCACCUCUCUAAGAACACUCCACACACUGGCUCAGACAGAGGACGGCCCUACAGCCCUACACUGGUCCAGAGCCGGCUCAGGGACAUCCUGGCCAAGUACAGCAAUGGAUUCUGGGUGUCUAAGCUGCCCCAGAUCUACAGAGAGUUGUACAAAGAGGACCUGCCCUCUACAGCCCUGAAGGAGCUGGAGACAUGGAGCCACAUCUGCACUGUGGAGAAAACCUGUAGCAGCAAUCCCACAGAGCUGCUCCUGUACCCAGCCGAGGAGCAGAGGACCAGCCCCGCCAACAGCUCCAACAGCUCCAACAGCCCCUCCCCACGACACCAGAGCCCCUCCCCCAAGCAGUGUAGCCCCGCCCCACAUCAGCAGAGCAGCAUCCCACAUCAGCAGAGCCCCUCCUCCAAAAAGUCAAGCCCCACCUCCUCUACAACCGCACUCAGUCCAGACCUGCAGGCCAAACUGGAGGAGCUCCUGCUGAAGUAUCCCAAUGGACUGUGGGCCCACGCGCUGCCCAAGCUCUUCCAGGACACAUAUAAAGCAAAACUUCCUGGACAUGUGCUGGACAACCUCCACCUGCUCUCCCACAUCUGCACCAUAGACUACCCCAUGUCAGACAACCCCAAGAGGGCCAUCCUGUACAGACGCAGCAGCAGUAACGGGGCAAACGCAGGGCCCCAGGAGGAGGAGGAGAAGGUGAAGGAGGUGAAGGAGGUGAAGGAAGUGAAGGAAGUGAAGGAAGUGAAGGAAGUGAAGGAGGUGAAGGAGGAGAAGGAGAUAGAGACCAGGCUACACGUGCCCCUGCUCCAGCCCCCCUCAGAGGAGUACCCCUCAGUGCUGGUGGUGGAAGCCACUGAGACCAACGCUGUCAUACUCAGGUACAUCGGGGAGGGCUACUCACAGGCCCAGGAGGUGAUGGAGGAUGAGAUGAAGAUGUUCUACAGCACAAGCCAAAGCAAUGCUAUAUCUCCAGCUUCUGCUCCACAGCUAGGCCAGCUGGUGGCUGUGAGGGCUGAGGAGGAGGAGGAGGUCCUCAGGGCGCAGGUCUGCGAGCUAAUGCCUGAUAAGGUCAAGGUGUAUUAUGUGGAUCACGGCUUUACAGAAGUCAUCAGUAAAAGCAAAGUUUUUGACCUAAACGACAAGUUUUUCAAGUUGCCAUUCCAAGCCACUAAGUGCAGACUGGCAGGUCUGGAGCAGUUCUGUAAGGAUUCUGCCGUGCUGAAGACUCUGGAGACCAUGGCCAGUGGGAAGAUACUGCUGGUGGAGAUCUUGGAGCGAGGAGAACGCCCUUUGGUGGUGCUGUACGACACGUCUCAGGAUGAUGACGUCAACAUAAACUCGGCCUGUUUGCGAGCGCUUCAGGACUGUAGUCUGGCCAGCCCCCUACAGGUGAACAGUGUGUACAUGGGCGUAACAGUGAGCAGUGUGUGUUCUGAUGGGACCCUGUACUGUCAGCUGCCCUCCAGAGGCCUCCACAAGCUCCGGGGCAUCCUGGACACUAUUGAAACCUACUUCCAAUCACAGGUGAGCUCUGAGCACCUGGUGUCUCUGCCCUUCUGUGGGAAAGCCUGUCUGGCCCGAUACAAAGGCAAGUGGGCCCGAGUGGAGAUCACAAACCUGCACGGCUCCCGGGUGUUGGACCUUCAGUUUGUAGAUGUGGGGGUGCAGGCUUCAGUGGAGGUGUUUGAGCUCAGAGAGAUCCCUCAGGCUUUCCUCCACGACCUGCUCUCCAUCCCCGCUCAGGCUGUGAAGUGCUGUCUGGCCGAUAUCGUGGUCAGUCUGGGCUCCUGGACUCCCGAGGUCGUGCAGUGGCUCCGAGAGAGAGUGCUGCACCUCACUGACUGUAGCAUCAAGGUGGCCAAAGUGGAUGAAACCAAGGCCUGUGUCCAUAUCCACCUGUUCACCGACAAGAACUUCCACGAUGCAACACGCAGCCUCAACCACCAGAUGGUGCACUCCCAACUCUUCAGACAGCAGCCAGAUGUGAUCCUGACCAGUCAUAGCUCAAACAAGAUGUCCACCCCCUCGCCAAAGACCCCCAGCCCCCCGGAAUCCACCAACGGUACUACUGCAGCCCCGUCCGCUCCAGAGAAGGCCCGGCUCAGAAAGUCUGCUCCCAAAGACACACCCUCCCCUCCUGAUACAGCUGACUGUCCGCUGCCCCCGCUGGUAGAACUGCCCCCGCUGGUUGAGCUGCCCCCUACAGGACAGAACCUGGACGUGUACGUGUCUGUGGCCUGUCACCCUGGACACUUUGUGCUGCAGCCCUGGAGAGACAUGUACAAGCUGGUGGUGCUCAUGGGAGAGAUGAUCCUCUACUACAACAGGACCGAAAACCAGAUCGAGAACCAGACCGAGAACCAGCCCCAACCUGAACCCCAGCAGCUCAGAGUGCACAAGGGACACGUGUAUGCCGCCAAAGUGGACAACAACUGGUACCGUGUGCUGGUGAAGGGCGUGCUAACCACUGGCCUGGUGUCCGUUUAUGAGCUGGACUAUGGUAGACAUGAGCUGGUCAGCAGCACACAGCUUCGGCCUCUUGUGCGGGACUUCAGACGUCUGCCCUUUCAAGCCCUCACCGCACAGCUGGCAGGGGUGAAGCAGAAGCAGUGGUCUGAGGAGGCGUCCAUGGUGUUCAGGAACCACGUGGAGAAGAAGGCUCUGGUGGCUCAACUGGAGGCUGUGCAGGAGGCCUCAGAGCCCUGGGAGCGCAGGCUCACAGUGUACCUGGUGGACACGUCUCAGGAGGACAGGGACGUGUGGGUGCACGACAUCAUGGCCGACUUCACUGAUGAGAUCAGCAGUGAAAUGUAGGAGAUGGACUUCUGAACUCUUAGACAGAGGUAGCAAAGCAGUUAUUCAAGUAAGAGUAAUGUUACUUCAGAAUAAUAGUAGGAACAAGUAUUGGUCAUAGAAAUACCAAAGAGUGAAAAUAUACACAACCACUCAAAAGUUUGGACACACUUUUCCAUGUAUAUUUCCUCUUUAUUUCCAUGAUUAUUUACAUUGUAUAUUCUCAAUGAUGACAUCAAAACUAUGAAUGACACAUGUGAAAUGUAGCAAACAAAAAUACGCUCAGAAUUACUCAGCUUGUUUUAAUUUUUUUAAACAUAGUCUUUACCUUUUGCUUUGAAGCCUGCUUUGCAUUUUUGGCAUUUCUUGACUGACGUGGCACAUCUGUGAAGUGAAACCAUUUCAGGAGACUUCAUCAUGAAGCUCAAUGAGAGAAGUUUUCAAUGAGAAGUUGAGAGUUCUUAUAUAAUUCCAUAUAUCUUACAUCAUAUAUUUGAUGUCUUCUUUGUAUAAAAUGUAAAAAGUCAUAAACAUAAAGAAAAAAAGAGCAUGUGUCCAAACUUUGACUGGUAGUGUAUUUGGGGACACAACUACUCAAGUAAAAGUAACUGUCUGGAUGUAAUGUCUGAUUUAUAAUUUGAAGAUGUGGUUAGCUCCCACCUCACAGCAAGAAGGUUCCCGGUUUGAUUCCCAGGUCGCCAGGCUCUUUCUGUGUGGAGUUUGCAUCUUCUUCCUGUGUUUGGGUGGGUUUCCUUCAGGCUCUCCACAAUAGGUCAAAUCCUCCAGCUAAGGUGGUCCUGACCAAGACUAGCUCAAGACACUAGCCCCCACAAGGAGGGGGUCAAGAAAGUGUACCUUAACCUUAAAUAGAUGAACAAAACAUUUAAACAUCUGAUGUAACUAAAUCAUAUCUGAAAGAGCGGUGCAAGAAACACUGUAAUAAUAUAUGUUAAAUUGUUAAUGCUGUUGCUAAGCCUGGAAUGUUCCACAGUACGCUUUAAUUCCCAUCUUGCAUUUAUUCAAUUACAGGUGGUUUAUAGUUCAAAAAUACAUUGAAAACAUACAUUCUUACUGUGAGUGCAGUCACCUCUCCACAGAUCUGGCCUGUAACUUGGUCUGGUGGUGAGACCUGCUUGUCUCCAUGGAGAUAGAGAAGUUUAUGAGUGUAAUGCCAUCAGUGUUGGGAAGGUUACUUUUAAAAAGUAUUCCCCUACAGAUUACAGAUUACAUACCCCAAAAUCUAGUUUGUAAUGUAAUCCAUUAAAUUACUUAAAGUGAGUAACGUAAUCUGAAUACUUUGGAUUACUUGAUAUUGUCAUGCUUUUUAAAACUACAUACAUUUAAUACCCACAUCCUGAAAAUUCUUAGUUUUCUUUGUCCUCUUCAAAUUGGCCCUGGUUUAGUCCCUGUUUAGUCCUGGGUUAGACUUGGUUUAGUCCUGGUUUAGUCCUGGUUUAAUCCUGGUUUAGUCCUGGGUUAGACCUGGUUUAGACCUGGUUUAGACCUGGUUUAGUCCUGGUUUAGCCCAAAAUGUGAAAACAGGAAAAUACCACCCUGUAAUCCAUUUAUUUCAACAAAGUAACUGUAAUCCAAUUACCACUCACUAAAACAGUAACUGUAACUGAAUACAGUUACUCAUAAUUUGUACUCUGAUUAUGUAACUCCGAUACAUGUAAUCUGUUACUCCCCAACACUGAAUACCAUACUGUGUUUGCCUGGAAACCAUCCAACACACACUUCUUCAAUACUUCAUGUAUGUGAAUGUGGUCACAGUGAACAUUGGUGACAGGUGGAUUAGCCAAUCAGAGACACACAUGGUCUUUUACCUUUAUCACAUCAAACAUGGCUGCUUGUGAGGAAAAAUUAAAGGGAAAAAAUAUCACAGGAGACUGAAAAACAUGGUGAAUUUCUGCAGAAUCAAAGAGUCUAAACUCUGUUAGUCUGAGGUGAGAGAAGUACAUUUUCGGUGAUCAAUGAGCUGCUGUCUUUCACAUGCGUCACUGAGGAAAACAAAUCUGAUUGGACGAACAUAUUUAAAAAAUACUGAGAGUGUCAUUGUGGAUUUGCUAGUCAAAUACUGUGGAACAUUCUAGGCAACAACAUCUCCAUGGAGACAAGCAAAUGUUUGCAUUAAAAACCAACAACAAAGUAUAUGUACACAGACAGCCAAACAUGUUUAAAAAGACUGUUCAAAGUGAACUUUUUUCCCACUCAAAAAUACUUAAUAAUUGAGACUAUUAUUUGCUUCAUAUUCUCAAUGAAAACGUGCAGGUCGGGCGAGUGAAGGACUACAUAAGUGCAUUUGACAUGUUUCUAUGAGCGCCUAAUAUUUAGGAUGGUUUUAUACACGGGAGCUUUUUCCAAUACUUUGUUAUGAUUUAAUUGGGAGAAUGUUGUGCUGUGAAUCUUGACUGCAGAUGAAAUAAGCUUUAAAAUAAACUGAAAAGCCCUGUACCUGAUUUUUACUGCCUUAAAAAAUGUGAAAAAAGAGCUAGUUCAUUUAAACAGUUUACAGUGGUCCAAAGUUAUUCAAAGCAUCCUAAUUACUGACAGUGAUAAGCGCUUUUCACACAGACUGUAAAGCGAACAACAACUAACAUGCUAAUGUGCACUUGCUGAUUAACAGACAAUUAAACGCUUUAUUAUUAGAUAGAGACGGUAUACAGCAGACUUAUUUUGACCUCAAGAGGUGCUUAUACAAUAUAUUAUAUGUGUACAGGGGCAAGACACAUUUUGCUCAAGUUGAUGGGAAAAAUCCGGUACAGGGACUUUAAUAUGAUAAAAUAUACAAAUAUGUUCAAACAUUCUCAGAUCUGUGUGUGCAUGCAGUGUGACCAAUGUGGGAUAAGUGAAUCUCAGCUCUAAUAAACCACUACACAUGAGUUUACAAGCCUGGCUUCACAUGCUGCCCUGUGAUUGGCUCCUGCUGUUCAGAAGAUAGUAUUUAUUACAGAUUGAGCUAACCAACUAACUUUAUUCUAUUUUAUUUAACUUGAGGUAUUAUGUUCUUUUUAAAUAAACGCUAUUGAAACCAUUA